Brettanomyces nanus is the source of this 945-nucleotide messenger RNA. RefSeq names its product G-protein beta subunit and guanine dissociation inhibitor for Gpa2p (gene ASC1). The transcript has 2 exons. Gene Ontology annotation, molecular function: translation regulator activity; protein kinase C binding; ribosome binding. Bases 1 to 945 code for a protein of 314 amino acids. Gene Ontology annotation, cellular component: nucleus; cytosol. NCBI's taxonomy places the organism in Eukaryota, Fungi, Ascomycota, Pichiomycetes, Pichiales, Pichiaceae. Gene Ontology annotation, biological process: rescue of stalled cytosolic ribosome; positive regulation of protein phosphorylation. The record is from RefSeq and is a predicted model, not a curated record.
AUGUCCUCUGAAGACGUCGUCGAAGUUUUGGUUUUGAGAGGUACCUUGGAAGGCCACAACGGUUGGGUCACUUCCUUGGCUACUUCUCCAGCCAACCCAGAUUUACUUUUAUCUGCCUCUAGAGAUAAGACGUUGAUUGUCUGGCAAUUAACAAGAGAUGAGAACCAUUAUGGUGUUGCCAAAAAGGCCUUGAAAGGUCACUCACACGUUGUCAGUGACUGUGCUUUGACUCCAGAUGGUGCCUAUGCUAUUUCUUCAUCAUGGGAUAAGACUUUGAGAUUGUGGAGAUUGUCUACCGGUGAGUGCAUCAAGAGAUUUGUCGGCCAUAACGGUGAUGUUUUGUCUGUUUCUAUCUCCAAAAGUGUCAGACAGUUUGUUUCUGCUUCUAGAGAUAAGACUAUCAAGGUUUGGAAUGCCAUUGGUGAAUGUAUCGAGACUUUGCAAGGUCACUCUGACUGGGCUUCUUGCGUUAGAUGCUCUCCAAGUGACAAUUCCAUUGUUCUAUCCGCCGGUUGGGACAAGGUUGUUAAGACUUGGGACUUGACUGACGGCUCUUUGCUUGCAGAUUUUGUUGGCCAUAACGGUUACAUUUCUUGUAUCACCAUCUCUCCAGAUGGAUCUUUGUGUGCUUCUGGUGGUAAGGAUGGUGUUAUCAUUUUGUGGGAUUUGUCCUCAAGACAGAUUUUGUACACUUUGAACGCUGGUAAUGAGAUCAAUGCCUUGGCAUUCUCUCCAAACAGAUUCUGGCUUUGUGCUGCUACCAACUCUUCUAUCCAAAUCUUCAACCUUCAAGAGAGAUCUUUGAAGGAUGAAUUGAAGCCUGAGGUUGCUGAGGGUAAGACGCCUAGAUGUAUUUCUUUGGCUUGGUCUUCUGACGGUCAGAACUUGUUCUCUGGUUACACCGAUAGCUUGAUCAGAGUUUGGCAAGUCAUGACCUCUUCUUAA